This is a messenger RNA of Pan troglodytes (chimpanzee), 1680 nucleotides long. It is a transcript of the gene EIF2B1, whose product is annotated as eukaryotic translation initiation factor 2B subunit alpha. Gene Ontology annotation, biological process: translational initiation. The coding region runs from base 215 to 1132 and encodes 305 amino acids. Gene Ontology annotation, molecular function: guanyl-nucleotide exchange factor activity; translation initiation factor activity. Lineage: Eukaryota; Metazoa; Chordata; Mammalia; Primates; Hominidae. Gene Ontology annotation, cellular component: eukaryotic translation initiation factor 2B complex. The transcript is spliced from 10 exons. The record is from RefSeq and is a predicted model, not a curated record.
GACGCACAAGGUGCUUUGACUCGUGCCAGCCCCCUAAUCUGCGGAAGUGGAGUGCGGGGGUGCGCCGGAAGAGGGGUACGGAAGUGCGCCGGAAGUGGGGUGCGGAGGUGUGCAGCGCGCUGUCAGACUGGCUCGCAGGCGGCGCGGCCGGCGGACCCGUUCGAGACAGCGCGGGCGGCUCGGGUCCCCUGGGGCUCCGCAGCAGGAGGACGCCAUGGACGACAAGGAGUUAAUUGAAUACUUUAAGUCUCAGAUGAAAGAAGAUCCUGACAUGGCCUCAGCAGUGGCUGCCAUCCGGACGUUGCUGGAGUUCUUGAAGAGAGAUAAAGGGGAGACAAUCCAGGGUCUGAGGGCGAAUCUCACCAGUGCCAUAGAAACCCUGUGUGGUGUGGACUCCUCUGUGGCAGUGUCCUCUGGCGGGGAGCUCUUCCUCCGCUUCAUCAGUCUUGCCUCCCUGGAAUACUCCGAUUACUCCAAAUGUAAAAAGAUCAUGAUUGAGCGGGGAGAACUUUUUCUCAGGAGAAUAUCACUGUCAAGAAACAAAAUUGCAGAUCUGUGCCAUACUUUCAUCAAAGAUGGAGCGACAAUAUUGACUCACGCCUACUCCAGAGUGGUCCUGAGAGUCCUGGAAGCAGCUGUGGCGGCCAAGAAGCGAUUUAGUGUGUACGUCACAGAGUCACAGCCUGAUUUGUCAGGUAAGAAAAUGGCCAAAGCCCUCUGCCACCUCAACGUCCCUGUCACUGUGGUGCUAGAUGCUGCUGUCGGCUACAUCAUGGAGAAAGCAGAUCUUGUUAUAGUUGGUGCUGAAGGAGUUGUUGAAAACGGAGGAAUUAUUAACAAGAUUGGAACCAACCAGAUGGCUGUGUGUGCCAAAGCACAGAACAAACCUUUCUAUGUGGUUGCAGAAAGUUUCAAGUUUGUCCGGCUCUUUCCACUAAACCAGCAAGACGUCCCAGAUAAGUUUAAGUAUAAGGCAGACACUCUCAAGGUCGCGCAGACUGGACAAGACCUCAAAGAGGAGCAUCCGUGGGUCGACUACACUGCCCCUUCCUUAAUCACUCUGCUGUUUACAGACCUGGGCGUGCUGACACCCUCAGCAGUCAGCGAUGAGCUCAUCAAGCUCUAUCUGUAACCUGUGAGCCCUUUCCUGCCAAGGUGCAGCUUACGUCGUUGAGGCAGGAAACGUUCCUUUUCAGUUUCCAGAAAUACAAGUUAGAUAAUUGGCUACUUAACUGAUGAAAGAUGAGCCCAAGUCCACCUGUCUUCAUCCUCCCCUGCACUCCAGACUGAUCUGCCUAAAGCACGCGAGAUGCAGGCGAAAAGCAGCCACACCCCUCUGCCACAAACGACCAACAGCUGGUCAGGACGUUACACACGGUGCCUUGUAAGAGGCAAGAAACACUUGCCGAAUCUGCAUCUGGCUUCCAGUGGUAAGCACAUUCCUCAGCAGGAUCAAGCCAAACAGUAAAAACUACCAAGAGAACACGAGGAAGGCAGAAACGACGUUUAGCAACAGUAUUCUGCAUGGUUCACCGCUUAAGAAAAUGCCUUCUGGAAUAUUUGUAAACUGAAAAUCUGUAUGUGUAAGAGAUGUUUAAAUAUGUUUGGGUCCUAAACAGCUUUUUAAAAUUAUACUUGGGAACAAAUUCAGCAUCUUUUCAAAUAAACUCUAUGAAAGAC